Messenger RNA from Malaclemys terrapin pileata, 4033 nucleotides. RefSeq names its product carbohydrate sulfotransferase 2 (gene CHST2). The transcript has a single exon. The coding region runs from base 825 to 2222 and encodes 465 amino acids. The record is from RefSeq and is a predicted model, not a curated record. Gene Ontology annotation, biological process: sulfur compound metabolic process; N-acetylglucosamine metabolic process; carbohydrate metabolic process. Gene Ontology annotation, cellular component: Golgi membrane. Gene Ontology annotation, molecular function: N-acetylglucosamine 6-O-sulfotransferase activity. NCBI's taxonomy places the organism in Eukaryota, Metazoa, Chordata, Testudines, Emydidae.
UCUGUUUUGCUGUGCCGGGAGCGCAGAGAAGCAGCUCGUGCUCCAAGUCUCUCUCCCGGACAGCUGGGCUUGCAAUGGAGCCCGGGCUGCCGGGGGGGUGACUGCCGAGCGCCGGGGGCUGCCGCCGGAGCUGGUACAGACCGGGCCGGCGAUCGCAAAGGCGUUUCUGACCGAUGCGGAGGGAAGCCGGGGAAAUAGCCCGCCCGACCCCUUUGCCUCGCGCUCGCUGCUCCCCGCAUCCGGUCUGAUAACCCCCCGCGCCAGAGAGGCGGCGAGCGGGGGACGGAGCGCGUCUCGCCGCAGCCACCCAGGAGGAGCCGCCGCCGCUGCUGCGCGGGAGGCGAGAUGCACUUUCGGAGCGAUCGCCAGCUCAGCAGCACCCUAAAGUUUCCCCCCUCCCGUCCCCCGGCUGCUUCCUCGCCGCUGGGCUGCGGAACGGAAACUCCCGCUGCCGCCGCGAUGAGCCAGCGGAGCGCCGCGCGCUAGCCGGCCGGCCGGCUGCAGAGCCCGGCUCUGGGGUGCAUCGGCCAAGGGGGGAGAUCGCUGCUGCUUCCCCCGGCCCCAGCCUGCCAGCUGCGGCUAUGAAGGGCAGAAAGAAACGAAAGUUGUUGUGAGCCGGCAGCUGGUGAGACCCGCUGGCACUAGGCUGGAGCACGGGCUAGUAACGAGAGCGCAGCCCCGCCAGGCAGGGAGCAGAGCGGCCGGCUGCCGGGACUGGGCUUCCCCACCCCCGGGGCGUGCGAAAUGCCAGAUCCGCCGCGGGAAGGGCUCUCUGCUGGGGGCAUGUGGGCAGCCCCCCCCGGAUCUGCGCUCCGUGUGAUGUGAUGAGCCACAGCUGGCGCUGGCCAGCCGCUCCUGCCCCUGCAGUGCUGCUGCUGCCCUGGUCCCCGGCGCUUCUCAGCAUGAAAGUCUUCCGCAGGAAGGCGCUGGUGCUGUGCCUGGGCUACGUGCUGCUGCUGCUGCUCACCAUGCUCAACCUGCUGGACUACAAGUGGCACAAGGAGCCCCAGCAAUGCAACGAGCCCCCCCCGGCCCGGCGCGCCCCUUCCUCCCCGCAGCAGCCCCACUUCCAGCCCCGCUCGGACAUCCGCUCCCUCUACCGGGCCCCCGCGCCGCCGCCCCGCCAGCGCCAGCUGGUCUAUGUCUUCACCACCUGGCGCUCGGGAUCGUCCUUCUUCGGGGAGCUCUUCAACCAGAACCCCGAGGUCUUCUUCCUCUACGAGCCGGUGUGGCACGUGUGGCAGAAGCUGUACCCCGGGGACGCUGUCUCCCUGCAGGGGGCGGCCCGGGACAUGCUCAGCUCCCUCUACCGCUGCGACCUGGCCGUCUUCCAGCUCUACAACACCGCCGGGGCCGGCAAGAACCUCACCACGCUGGGCAUCUUUGGGGCGGCCACCAACAAGGUGAUCUGCUCAUCUCCCCUCUGCCCGGCCUACCGCAAGGAGGUGGUGGGCAUGGUGGACGACAAGGUCUGCAAGAAGUGCCCCCCGCAGCGGCUCAGCCUGUUGCAGGACGAGUGCCACAAGUACCACACCCUGGUCAUCAAGGGCGUGCGCGUCUUUGACCUGGCCGUGCUGGCCCCCCUCAUGCAGGACCCUGCCCUGCAGCUCAAAGUUAUCCACCUGGUCCGGGACCCCCGGGCCGUGGCCAGCUCCAGGAUCAAAUCCCGGCAUGGCCUGAUCCGGGAGAGCUUGCAGGUGGUGAGGAGCCGGGAUCCCCGCAUCCACCGCAUGCCUCUCUUAGAUGCCAGCCACAAGCUGAACAGCAAGAAGGAGGGGGGAGGUGGCUCGGAUUACCACGCGCUGGGGGCCAUGGAGGUGAUCUGCAGCAGCAUGGCCAAGACCCUGCAGACUGCCCUGCAUCCACCCGACUGGCUCAAGAACAACUAUCUGGUUGUCCGCUACGAGGACCUGGUGGUGGAUCCCAUCAAGACUGUGCGGCAGGUGUAUGGCUUUGUCAAUCUGGUGGUGAGCCCGGAGAUGGAGAAGUUCGCCCUCAAUAUGACCAGCGGGCCCGGCUACUCCUCCAAGCCCUUUGUGGUGUCUGCCAGGAAUGCCACCCAAGCAGUGAGCGCCUGGAGGACAGCAUUGAGCUUCCAGCAGAUUAAGCAGAUUGAGGAGUAUUGCCACCAGCCCAUGGCUGUCCUGGGCUACGAGAGAGUCAACAACCCUGAAGAGGUGAAGGACCUAAGCAAAACAUUGCUCAGGAAGCCAAGGCUGUGAACGGGGCACAGAGGAUGCCAACAAUUAUCCUUUCCAAAGGGACAGCUAGCCACUGAGCAGCUUUGAAAACAGUCUUGUUUGCUUGAGAGAGAGGGAGUGAGGAAAAAAACAUCUGGUAUUCCUUACAAAUGCAUUCAUCAGGAAUCCAGGCAUUGCUCCAAAGACCAUUUGUGGGUAAUAUACAAUGACAUUUUUGCAUUGCUGGGUUAUAUGCAAUUAAAAAAAAAAAAAAAAGAAGUAGGAUUGAUGGUAUUUGUAAAGCCCUUUCCUCUCUUAUACCCAAGGUGAGAUUCAGUACCAAAAUCUUGUUUACGGACUUCUUGUUGUGACUGUGAUAAUGAAAGACUUGUGCAAUUUCUGAGACAUCUGUCUCGGUGGGGAUGGGUUGCAGUGGAAACAUUAAUAUUGCAAAUUGUUUUUUUUUCUAUUAAAAGUAAAUAUUCAAAUGUGAUCUAAAUAAAGAAAACAAUAAAUGAUAUUCAUUUUUAUAAUUACCUCGAUUGUCUGGGAAUCGCACACAUUGCUUACGUACAGCUUGAAAAAGUGCUUGCUUCAGAUGCACAUUUGAUAGUAACAAAUACUUUUUAUCGGGCUCGGGGAAUGGAGUGCAACUUUCUCCAUGUUAUCUGCAGUUUAGAAGCUGCUUUCUUACAAACAAGUACAAAUCCCAUAAAUUCUGUGAAGGUUUCGUGGCCAUAUGCACAUAGCUAAGAGAGAUCUCUCUUUAAAUUAUUAAUUGUUUUUUAAAAAAGUGAAAUAUAACUUUUUAAAUAUGUGCCACUAUAAUAUAUUCAUAAGAUUUGCCAUCACAACAGUAUUGUUGCCUUGAAACACGUGUCAAGGAGUCACUGUUAAGUAGAACAAAUGGUUCUACGUGUGGUCUUAAAAAAAAAAAAAAAAAAAAAAGUACAGUAUUUAAAUGAACAUUUUAUAAUAAUGAAAAGGUUUGCAUGUGUGCAAACUAAAUAAAUGUCUAUGUAUAUUGUAGUGCAAAUAACUGCAAUGGAUAGAUAAAAUACUUGAAGCAUACUUCUGGCAUGCUUGUUGUCAGAUGGUAUAAAUGAAAACACAGAAUAAAGCUGGAGUUUCAAUGUGAAUAGUAUAGAACUAUUCAUUUUCUGUCAUCUAAAUGUUUGGUAUGUAGGAACAUACAGGUUUUGGUUUGUUGCUAUGUUGGGCUGAUCCUGCAGUCCUUAGCGAGGCAAAACUACCCUUUGACUCCGAGAGACUAUUGGCUGGAACUUCACUGUGUGUAAACACUCUCAGUUGCUGACAGUUUUACUCGGAGGAUCAAGCCCAUUGUUAAAUGUGAUAAAAGUAGGAGAUGUUACUACUCUCACUUCUGUCAUAUGAUAACUGCAGGUACCAGCAAGGACUUUAUUUAAGGCUGGUGUCGUUAUUCUCCAACACUGUUAAAAGAUCUGUUUUGAAUGUUGAGGUUUAAGGAAACAGUUUCUUGCCACACAGUUUUCUGAUUUGAGAUCAAGACUUUUCUGUGGGAAGCACAUUUUACAUUGCUUAUCUAGAUAUUGUGCCUUCAGAAAAUACAAAGAAUUUCUAGGAAGAAUAUAAAUAGUAGGAAGAAGAAGAAGAAUUGGUUUGUGAAAAUAUAUUUAUAUAAAAGAAUGUUAAGUGUGUGUGAAAACUGUGGUUACGUGUAAUGUCUUUCUUGUAUUAAUAUUGAAUUUUAAGUUAAAACAAGAUGUUAAUUGAGACUUAAGAUAUUUGACUUAUGGAUAAAAUAUUGGCAAUUAGAUGUCAACUUGGUUUGAAAAGGAAACAGGAAUUUAAUAAACUAGUUAAAAAGCUUA